AUGGAAGACGAUCAUAUGAGCUCCCCACCAUCCGGAGGGAGAAAUCCGUCGAUUCCCGUUAACACCAACGGCCAAGUUGGCAGUAAUUCGGAUUAUGCACACAGGCAGCAUCCCGUGCAACAGCAGCAGCACGGAAAUCCGAUUAUUCGCCCGUCCUUGCUUCCAUCACACGUUCCGGGAACCCAACCUCACUUUCAUCAGCAGCAGCAACAACAACAAUUCCCGCAGUACCAAACUGAUCCGAUGCUUCUGCAGAUUCUGCAGCAGAUGCAACAGUUUAUAAUGCAUCAACAGGAACGUCAUUUUGCAAACCUGCCUCAGGAUCAUGGUCCUCCGUUAGCACCUAAUCCGGAGCAAAUAUUAGAAUCACUGAGCACGAAUAUUAAUGAAUUCCGCUAUGACCCGGAAAGUGGGGUAACGUUCGGUGCUUGGUAUUCGCGUUAUGAUAGUUUGUUUUCGGAAGAUGCAGCUCGUCUUAAUGAUGAUGCUAAAGUGCGGUUGUUGUUACGUAAACUCGGUCCAGCUGAGCAUGAGCGUUACUUAAAUUUUAUCCUGCCAGCUGUUCCGAAAGAAAUUAAGUUUGCCGAUACAGUGUCCAAACUAAAGAGUUUGUUCGGAACGGUGGAGUCACUAAUCUGCCGCCGUUACCGGUGUUUGCAAGUGACAAAGCAGCCUUCGGAAGAUUAUAAGGCUUACGCUUGUCGCUUAAAUCGGCUAUGUGUUGAAUUCGAGUUGGGGAAACUAAGCGAAGACGAAUUCAAGUGUUUAAUGUUCGUGUGUGGGUUGAAGUCGGAUAGUGACGGGGAAAUCCGCACUCGUUUAUUAAGCCGCAUAGAAGAUAACAGUUUAGUGAAGUUGGAGCAAAUCUCUACCGAGUGUCAGAAAUUGAUGUCGAUCAAGCACGACACCGCGAUGAUUGCCACCCCGUCAGUGUCAGCAAGGGUGGUGCAUCGUAAACAAACUUUUAGCAAGUGGUCUGAGAAGCACAAGAAAAACAACCCGGAAGGAGAAGUUAAUAGAAAUAGUUACAAAAACCAAAACAAAAACAAUAAAAGUGGACCAUUUUCUCCUUGCUGGUGUUGUGGUGCUAUGCACUAUGCGAAAGAUUGCACAUACCGCAACCAUCGGUGCAAAGUUUGCGGUGGGUUUGGACACAAAGACGGUUAUUGUGCAAGUGCUAAAAAGACUACAAGUGAAAAUAAAAGAAAACCGCAAUCGGCUGCAACGAAAUCAGUGCAAGUUAAAAGUGUUAAACAAGAAAGGAAAUAUGUAACAGUGCAACUAUUGGGAACUCCAGUGAAGCUGCAGUUAGAUACGGCGUCGGAUAUAAGCGUCAUUUCCGAGAAAACCUGGGUGAAAAUCGGAAGGCCUAUGACUUCGCCGGCAUUAGUAAAGGCAUCCACAGCAUCUGGACAGCCUCUCAAACUUCAAGCUGAAUGCACUUGUGACAUUUCAAUCAAUGGAGUGUGUCGCAGUGCCAGGUUUUUCAUUGUGAAGCAACCAUUACACCUAAUGGGAAUUGACCUCAUCAACCUGUUCAACCUGUGGUCAAUUCCGAUGAAUCAAUUCUGCAAUCAACUCACAUCGUCCGGUGAUGUCGGAAGUGCCAUCAAGGCCGCAUUUCCGGAAGUUUUCUCGGACACUCCUGGGCUGUGUACGAAAGCGAAGGUUAAGUUGACUCUCAAAGAUGGACAGUCACCUGUGUUUCGCCCCAAAAGACCUGUUGCUUACGCGAUGUACAGUGCAGUGGAUGAAGAGCUUGAUCGACUGGAGCACGCCAACAUCAUCACACCAGUCGAGUACUCGGCAUGGGCCGCACCGAUCGUGGUUGUCCGCAAAGCCAGUGGUGCCAUCAGAAUUUGUGGAGAUUACUCUACAGGUCUGAACAACGCUCUCCAAGCUAACCAGUACCCUUUGCCUCUUCCGCAGGACAUAUUCGCCAAGCUUUCGAAUUGUGUGAUCUUCAGCAAGUUGGAUUUGUCCGACGCAUUCCUGCAAGUCGAAGUUGAUGAAUCUUCCCGAGAGUUGUUAACCAUCAAUACUCAUCGGGGGCUGUAUCGCUACAAUCGACUAUCGCCGGGGGUGAAAGCAGCACCUGGCGCCUUCCAACAGCUAGUCGAUACCAUCCUGGCUGGCCUUAAAAACACUUUGGGGUACUUGGACGACGUUUUGAUCGGCGGAUCAAACGAGGAGGAGCAUAACCGUAAUCUUACAGCAGCCUUGAAACGUUUUCAAGAGUACGGUUUCACCAUCAAAGCCGAAAAGUGUUCCUUUGGUUCGCAGCAGAUAAAGUAUCUGGGGCACCUGAUCGACAGACACGGGUUGCGCCCGGAUCCAGCAAAAAUCGACGUCAUCCGCAACCUUCCGCCUCCUACAGAUGUGACCGGUGUUCGAUCCUUCCUAGGAGCGAUCAAUUAUUAUGGCCGUUUUGAUCCAGCCAUGCGAACACUGCGUUACCCACUGGAUGAGCUGCUGAAAGGCAACAAGCAGUUCAACUGGUCAACCUACCCGGAUUUGCCGAUCGUUGUUUCGGCAGAUGCUUCAUCGGUUGGUGUCGGUGCUACGAUAAGCCACAAGUUUCCGGACGGUUCGGUGAAGGUCAUUCAACACGCAUCUAGGGCUCUCACUGCAGCCGAACAAGCAUAUGGGCAACCCGACCGUGAAGGUUUAGCGCUUGUUUUCGCCUGCACAAAAUUUCACAAAAUGCUGUACGGUAGAAGUUUCACCCUUCAAACAGAUCACGCUCCUCUGUUACGCAUCUUCGGAUCCAAGAAGGGGAUACCCACCUACACUGCCAACCGCUUGCAACGAUGGGCGUUGCAGCUACUGCUGUACAAUUUCCAAAUCGAGUAUAUCAGCACAGACAAAUUUGGAAAUGCCGAUGUGUUGUCGCGGUUAAUUAACAACCACAUCAAGCCCGACGAAGACUAUAUUAUUGCCAGUGUCAACCUAGAAGAGGAUUUAGGAUCAGUAGCACUCAACUCCGCUAAACAAGUCCCUCUUAAUUUCAAGGCAGUUCAAGGUGCUACUCAGACCGAUCCGGUCCUUGGUGAAGUUUUCCGUUUCAUCCAAAAUGGUUGGCCGAAGUCUCGAAAAGUGAUUCCCGAUCAAGAGGUUCAACGUUUCUUCGACCGCCAAGAUUCCUUGUCCAUCGUCCAAGGAUGUAUUAUGUUCGCUGAGCGUAUUGCAGUACCGUCCAAAUUCCGGAACCAAUGCCUUCAACAGAUGCACAAAGGCCAUCCCGGAAUCCAGCGCAUGAAGGCAAUAGCGCGAAGUUUUGUGUAUUGGCCAUCUUUGGAUGCAGACAUCGUCAAGUUUGUUAGCUCCUGUAGACCGUGCGCUAUGGUAGCCAAAAGCCCACCGCUUUCACCACCACAGCCGUGGCCCAAGCCGGAGAAACCGUGGCAGCGUGUGCAUGUUGAUUAUGCGGGGCCUAUAGAAGGAGACUAUUUUUUGUUGCUCGUUGACUCUUUUUCGAAGUGGGUGGAAAUAUACAAAACCAGUCGCACCACAUCAGCGGCUACCAUCGGCAUUCUACGAGGCAUUUUUGCUCGCUUCGGAAUGCCAAUAACCCUGGUCAGCGAUAACGGUUCGCAAUUCACCAGUACCGAAUUUGCAGCCUUUUGUGUAGAAAACGCUAUUGAGCAUUUAACCACAGUACCCUAUCACCCACAAUCAAACGGGCAAGUUGAGCGUUUUGUAGACACUUUUAAACGCUCCUUGCGAAAAAUUAGAGAAGGGAAGGGAACGAUCCAAGAAGCUCUAGAUACAUUUUUAUUAACGUACCGAACAACUCCUAAUCCUGUUACCGGUAGAUCACCAGCUGAUUUAAUUUUUGGACGACCAAUCCGCACUUGUUUAGAGCUACUUCGACCACCGCCGAGGCCAAACGUUGAAGAAAGACAUUCGGAAGGCAACAUGAGAUUCUUCAAACAGCAUGACACAGUGUACGUUCAAAUUCAUUCCAACAACACUUGGAGAUGGGCAGACGGAGUUGUACUUGAGCGUGUUGGCCGAGCCAUGUACAAUAUUUGGAUCGAAGAUUCCCGAAUGUGCCGAGCACACGUGAACCAAAUGAGAAGCCGAUCGAUCAUACCAGAUGUACCAGUGAGUUCGAGUAACCAUAUACUACCGUUGGACAUACUUUUGAAGGAGCAUAAUUUGUGUCUACCGUCCGCUUCACCCAAAACGAAUUCACCAUCUAUGAUUUGUGGUUCGCCGAAUGUUUCGAAUCCUGGUGCACCUUCCCAUCAUUCUACACCUGUGCAAACGUCGCAUCCCGAAGAGAAAGUAGUAUCGUCUCGUAACGAUGCUUCUGCGCUGUCAGCAUCAGUACCAUCGUCGUUGUCUCCGCCCUCAAUCACCACUACAAGGAACUCGUCCGGUUUCCGGACGGCAACAGAAAAUCUAUCAGCUGUGCAACAGCCACGCCGAUCUUCGCGGGUUCGAAGAGCGCCGCAGUGGUUCGAUCCGUACCAGAUAUAUUAA
Messenger RNA from Uranotaenia lowii, 4488 nucleotides. RefSeq lists its product as uncharacterized. The coding region runs from base 1 to 4488 and encodes 1495 amino acids. Gene Ontology annotation, molecular function: nucleic acid binding. NCBI's taxonomy places the organism in Eukaryota, Metazoa, Arthropoda, Insecta, Diptera, Culicidae. The transcript is spliced from 2 exons. The record is from RefSeq and is a predicted model, not a curated record. Gene Ontology annotation, biological process: DNA integration.